CUGCCCGCCACCCCUGGGCCACGGCCGCGGUGGGCGAUCUCGCACCGCCGGUACAAGAGGCAGCACCACGCCGCCUUCCUCGCCCGCUCGCCGCUGAUCCCUCGUCCUCGACUCUCGCUCUCGCUCUCCAUCUCCUAUCACUUAGCCCCUCCACCAUGCCUGCCUACCCGCCUGCCCUCGCUGCGGGCCUGCUGCCGCCCUUCUCGACGCCCGGCGCAUCCACCUCGGCGCUGCCGCCUGUCGCACCCGCUCCGUCGCCGGCGCCAUCCGCCUCGCGCGGCCUCUGCUUCUGCGGCGCCGCCGUCGAUGCUGCCGACGCCCUCGCCGACGACGCCAGCUGUGUCUCCGACGACGACGACGAGGCGGCCAUCUACUGCUCGCGCGCCUGCGCCCGCGCCGACGCCCUCCACGCUCUCCUCUCUGGCGGCUCGUCGUCGGCCGACAUGAUGCCCAGCCUCUCCAGCGACAGCACCUCGACCGUCUCGACCGUCGGGCCACGCACGCCGCCGCGCCUCGCCUCGCUGCCACGGGAGCCGGCCGCACCGCGCGCCGACAUGGACGCCCGCCGAGCCAGCAAGGCGCGUGUGCUCGCCUGCGCCAGCAAGCAGCUGCAGAGCCAGUACCCGGACCUCAACAUCGGCCUCGACAGCACCGGCCACAUGCGCCUCAGCAGCGUCGCCGCCGAGGCUCCGGCUUCCGACGACGACGCCAUGGCGGCAUCGCUGAGCCUGCGCCUCGGCAUGCUCGGCGGCAGCCACUACCGCCGCAUCCAGGCCCUGCGCCCCGUCUUCGAGUUCAACGACAGUGACGCCGACGGCGCCGAGUCGCCAUCGUCGAGCACGUCGUCCGGCUCGUACGUUGCCGCACCGUCGCACGCCUCGCCCGAGCGCGAGCAGGCCCGCCUCGCCGCGCUCAACGCACCCGCCCAGGCCCGCGCCCGCCACGCCCGCAAGGACGCCAUGGCCGCCGAGGCACUCAGCUCGGCCCUCUCGCCGCCGGACUCCGGCUUCGCCACGGCACUGCCGUCGCCGGCGACGCGUGCCAGCUACCUGCACCACUCGCACAGCCGCAGCGACGCCAGCUCCGCCAGCGACGUCAGCGGCUCGGGCAACUCGCUCUUCAGCGACGACGCCGGCAACCUCUCGUGCCGCAGCCGCGCCACGACGAUGAGCACCUCGGAGCGCCCGCCGCUGGUCAAGGGCCUCUUCUGCACCAACCCGGACCGCUCGUCGCGCUCCGAUCUGCCCAUCCCGCCGGCGCCGGCGCCCACGUCGCGCGAGCUCGACCUCCGUGCCGAGCUGGCGGCCCUCGACGCCGAGCUUGACUCGACGUUCGAGGCAUUCGAGUUCUGGGCCGAGGAGCACUCGCACGGCAACGUCGAAAAGUGGAGCUCCGGCCUCGAGACGGACGCCGACGGCAACCUGCUCGGCCUGGCGCUCGGCGCCAUGGGUCCGCUCUGCUCGACGCCCAUGCCCAGCUGUGCGCAGUUCGCCAGCCAGUCGGCCCUCUUCGGCGGCGGCUUCGACGACUUGCCCACCACGCUGCCGCUGCAGUGCCGCCGGCCGAGCCUGGCGCCGCUCGACAUCGACGCCAGCCUCAGCGUCGACCGCUCCGUCUUCGAGCCCGACAGCCCGCUGCUGACGCCGCCGUCGUCGAGCGCCCGCGGCGUCACCGCCGCAUUCUCCUCCUUCUGGCGCCGCACUACGACCGUCUCGCCACCAUGCACGCCCGAGGACGGCCAGCCCUUCGACUUCACCCAGCGCAAGCCCACGUCGCCGCCGUCGCCCACGGGCCGCGAGCGCGAGCAGGCCGAGCGCCUCGCCGGCCGCAUCGAUGCCGUACUGCGCAGCCGCUGGAGCAACGUCAAGGGUGCCUUUGCGCCGUCGUCACCACCGGCUGCCGAGGGCAAGUCCUCCGCUGGCCCAUCGCCCACAUCUCGUCCCAGUCUCGCCCACAAGCGCAGCCGCGCACUUCUCGCCGCCAUCGCCGCUUGAGCUCAUCUCACACACACGAUCAUUCACUCGCACUGCCUCCGUCUGCAUUCCUUCCGCGCAUUGCAUCACAUCGCUCCUUCAUUGCUCCAUCAUCUGUACACUAGCCUGCUUCAAUCACACGUCACAUGCUGCCCAC
Molecule: messenger RNA, 2130 nt
Organism: Tilletiopsis washingtonensis
Lineage: Eukaryota; Fungi; Basidiomycota; Exobasidiomycetes; Entylomatales
Exons: 1
Coding region: 156-1994 (612 amino acids)
Source: RefSeq, a predicted model, not a curated record